This is a messenger RNA of Protopolystoma xenopodis, 1692 nucleotides long. Lineage: Eukaryota; Metazoa; Platyhelminthes; Monogenea; Polystomatidea; Polystomatidae. The record is from the annotation of a GenBank genome assembly.
AUGUCUUCUUCAGUCGACUUUACGCCAUCUCCACGUCCGCGGUCCCCAACACCGGCAGCCUCAAAUCGACCCCCCAUCAAUCAGCUCAAGUACUCCUUUGCUUCAUUUUCUUCACCCGCCAACACGCCGCCUGCGCCCAACUCCCCAUCGCCAAGCGAUGUCGCCUUCCGGCUACAAUUGUUUCCUCAUGAUUUGCUUUAUUCUCGUCAGAAUCAAUCUAUGGCGAAUUCUGGGCGAGAACCCCAUUGCACCGAUCUCACCUGCUUGGCGAGUGAGCUAACCUCGUGGGUGCUAGAGUCUGCCUUAGCAUUCUUAAACCGAAAUUCCGGCCAUGGACUGGCCGGUGACGGAUUAUGUACAGAUCCUAAGGCAUAUUUAGCAGACGUGGAAGAUGGUAUCGUUUCAAAGUUACAAGUAGCCCAGGCUGUCGGUUUUCAAGACCGCGAAUCGGAGGCCAUAUCGGUCAUAAGUGAGGAAGAGCUGAAUUGGACACAUUCCUGCUCUUCUAGCGUGCCCUGUCUUUCAGAACCUCUGCACGACACAGGAGAGGGCGCUUUAGUUUCACACGUUGCCGCUCAACUUGUAGAUAAUGCAAUCACUGCCGCCAUUUCUUUGCUUAAUUCGCCGAACGGUGAUUUUUGUUUGCAUGAUGCUCACAUUGUCGCUUCCUCGAAAUCUCUCGACUCACUGCAAGUGUUGGCUCAGCAUCUGGUUGAGUGUGCACUUCACUGGGCAUUUGCUGCCGAAGGUCUGGCUGCAGACAAAGGCUCUUGGAGGAGUCAAUCUACACUUGAUAUUGACGGCAUAGAGAAAGGCGAACGGAGCCGGACCGAAGAACCGGGCGGAUUUGAUUCCACCCAGUCACUGGCGUUGAUCACUUCUUCAUACACCUCAACUGUCGUUUCCACUGACCCUGCUGGUUCAUUAGCCGCUUUGUACAUUGCUUCUGAGUUGGCCAACGAUCCUGAAGGCUCCAUCUUUGCUGCUACAGACAAUUCUUGUGCAACACAAUCGAAAGAAUUUUCUAUUGACAAGGCAGCCAAAUCGCUAGGCAUCCAAGACUUUCGGACUCACCCCGGAUCCACACUUGUAAAUCGCUCGUCCACAGGGCAUCACUGUUGUCCAGGACAUCGGACACUAGCCCCAACCCACGCCUCCAAUGAACCAAAUUACCCCAACAGUCCACCACAAUUACGUCUGGCUCGGCCACCAUCACCUGCUAUGCAGCGCCGAGGGCGGCCUUCUGCUCGAGGUCGAAUCUCGCCCGCACACGCUAGCAGUUGUCUCAAUCAUGACGAGAGCACACAAGUUAUGUACCAGUGGAGACAACCGAUGAAAAGGCUUGAAAUCACAAGUAGAAGCCUCAGUAGCAGCUUGGCCUCCUCUCCCUCUGAAUCGGCCUCCUCGCUUAUCUUAUCUUCGGUCACUUCUUCCCUUUCAACACCCACUUUUAGCUAUUCCCCAUCUUCCACAUCAUCUUCACCAUCUUCAGGUGAUCGUCUUGCUGAUUUGGAGGUUGUUAAGGAUACUGGGAGUGACACAGAGGCCCUUAUGUGUUAUCAGGUUUGCUGUUGCAUCACAUUGCUCUACUCGGUCUUCCUCUGCAUGCUUAUUCGUUUCUUUUCAAUGCCCACUUUAUGCACGUAUGCUCAUAUUUUCUACUCCGCGUUUCAUAAUGUAAUUAGUGGAUAG